Molecule: messenger RNA, 270 nt
Organism: Haemonchus placei
Lineage: Eukaryota; Metazoa; Nematoda; Chromadorea; Rhabditida; Trichostrongylidae
Source: the annotation of a GenBank genome assembly
GUUGUAUUGAUCUAUGUAUCACUAGAGAUAGGAAAAGCGCUUGCUGCUAUGACAAUGGCUAUCGUCACUGUUCUCUAUGAUCGAGACAAGGACUGUGCUGUAAGCGAAUGCAGUACAUUCAAUUUCUCGCCGGUAGAGCGAUUCCGGUUCUUCUGGUUUCUCACCUCUAAAGCUGCUCUGGGAAUGUUCCUUUGCUUAGUAGCCAUGGCACACUCACCGCAGCUUCGCGACUACAACGCUGAAGACGAUACGGUCCCAUUGAAUUUCUGA